AUGUUUAUUUUAAAUGAACAAAUUUUAUCAAGUCAAUUAAAUUCCCCGACCAUUAUUAGAUUAUUUUCAACCAGUUUAAGAACCAUGUCUACUGAAUAUAACGUUAUUAUUUAUGAUCUUCCAAAUGCUGAUCGUUCCAAAGUUAGAGCUCAACAUGUUGCUGAUAUUCCUCAACAUGUCCCAAACCCAAUUAGAUCAGCUGGUGCUAUUUAUCAUGAUGAAGCAAAAACCAAAUUUGCUGGAAGUGCAUUUCAUUUAGUUGCUAAUUCUAAAGAAGAAGUAAUUGAAUUCUUAAAAAAAGAUAUUUAUUAUCGUGAAGGUGUUUGGGAUAUCAAUAAUGUUGUCAUUAAUCCACUUGGUGUUGCUGUUCGUUUACCAAAGAAAAUGGACAAAGUCGAUAGUGAACUUUAUAAAAUUUAA
This is a messenger RNA of Candida tropicalis MYA-3404, 420 nucleotides long. RefSeq names its product Ofr1p (gene OFR1). NCBI's taxonomy places the organism in Eukaryota, Fungi, Ascomycota, Pichiomycetes, Serinales, Debaryomycetaceae. The record is from RefSeq and is a predicted model, not a curated record. The transcript has a single exon. The coding region runs from base 1 to 420 and encodes 139 amino acids.